UUGCGGACCCCAACUUCUUUAUAACGUCAAUAAUUCAUUCCCGAACCCCCCAUCUCUCUCUCUCUCUCUCUCUCUCUGUAAUGGAGUUUGUCACAGAUGAGAUCGAUCUUCAGGACUGGGAAAUCCUCAGUGAAGAGGAUGGCUCCUUCCAAUCCAAGGAUCUCUCUCAACAGCUCUCCUUCUCUCAUGGAGGCCGUCUCGAUGUCAAUUACUUUGUCUGCCCCAUUCACUCUCCUCGACUCCGCCAAAUUAGAGAAGAAAAACCACCACCUCUAUAUUUAGCCGAGAAGGAAAACCGGAUUGUCGGUUCUGUAGUGGAGAAAGACCCGCCACUGGAUUUGGCAGAACCCACACCACAGACGGUCCCAGUAACGGAGGUCAAACUGUGCACCGGUCCCCCUGUAUUUUCUCUUGAAAAUCUUGACCGGGAGGGAUCAGACCUAAUUUCUCAGGUGUUCCUCAAGAAAAUGGAGGAACCCAAAUUUGUCGACACAACCAGCAUGGACGGGCACCGCUCGAUCGACCCGAUUGCAGAGGAAAAUCAACGGAAAGCGGAUGGUUUAGUAGAGAGGGAGAGGAAGAGAAUUGGACGGGAAGCCAGCGACCCAAUUGGAGAAGAGAAGGGGGAUUUGGGGAGAGAAAGGAAGACAAUUGGAUGGGAUGGAUGUGUUAAUAUUUGGAGGUGGAGAAUUACAGGGAUUGGUACUCUGUGUUCUUUGGGCAUGGCCGCUGCUACAAUUUCUAUCAUCAUUUUCGGGAGACAGAAGCAUAAGCAACAUCAUCAAAAUCAUAAGCUCAGGUUUCAUAUUUACGCAGAGGAUAAGGGUUUCAAGCGUAUGGUUGAGCAGGCCACCAGGUUAAAUGAUGCGAUCUCUGCUGUUAGAGGGGCUCCUUUAAACAGAGCUCAGAUCACUUUCGGUGGUUGUUAUGAUGGAAUUUGAGUCCGAUCCGGAUUCUAGAGAGAGACACAGUUAGUGGGAUGCCAUCAUUGUGUGAGAGAUGAGAGUUACUUCUACUUUUAGAGAGAGAGAGAGAGAGAGAUUACUACCCAGUGAUUCAAUUUAGUGAGAGAAGAAUUUAGCAGUGUGUAAAUGUGCAGAGAGAAAUUACUCGUAUCGUGUAAAGAGAUGUAAUGUGUGCUAUCUAGAUUCUAGAGAGAGAGAGAGAGAGAGCUCAGUAUGUGUGACUUUUCUGUUUCUGGUUGUUUGAUGAUCAUGUAGACUAAUAUAAAUGUGUGUAUAGCUGAUUAUGUACAGACACCCAUAUUUUAUAUGGUCUAAACUCUAAAGUUUGAACCUUCUUCUCUC
Amborella trichopoda is the source of this 1307-nucleotide messenger RNA. RefSeq lists its product as uncharacterized. The record is from RefSeq and is a predicted model, not a curated record. Lineage: Eukaryota; Viridiplantae; Streptophyta; Magnoliopsida; Amborellales; Amborellaceae.